CGCAGAUCGCGUCCUCCCAGCGCUCGAACACCUCCCGGGGAACGAUCGAGCGGCAGAGGUGCGGGUCGAUGGUUCCCGGGCAGGAGACGUCGGGACACUUGACGGAGCUUAUGUUCUCCUGGAUUUUCGCGGCGACGUGCCGGCCGAUGCACUCCGUGCAGUACGAAUGCCGGCAGGAAUUGCUCCUGAACAUCUCGCCUCCGGGCUUCCAGUCCAUACAGAUUUCGCAGAACGCUACGGAGGAUUCGCCGGCGUCUGAUUGCUCGCCAGGUGUUUGGGUUUUUGUCUCCGAGGUUCUGGACGCCGCCAUUGAAACGAGAACAGAGGACAUUAGGGCCUCUUGCAUUUGCAGCUCCUCUGCGUAUUUCUCGUCGGAAACGGGGAAGAUUUGGUCGUCGUCGUGAAGGGCAGAGAAGUAGAAAUCAUCUACAUAAGAUCAAAGUGCCUUGUUGUUGUGUUUCGUAGCUGUGCCCAAGACAAUCUAAAGAUCUUCAAGUGGAACAUUUUGGCACUUGAGGGCUCAAGAGAGGAACCAUCUACGGGCGCUACUCUGUCGCUUAGCUCCACGCCAUGCCAGUCCAUAUAUAGUCCACUAUAUAGUUUUAUCUUUAAUAUAUAAAUAGAGAUAUU
Molecule: messenger RNA, 630 nt
Organism: Cuscuta campestris
Lineage: Eukaryota; Viridiplantae; Streptophyta; Magnoliopsida; Solanales; Convolvulaceae
Source: the annotation of a GenBank genome assembly